CCACCUUUUUCCAUGUCCUCUUCCGAAGGCGACGUCGGUGCAAGUGCCAAGAUCGCGCUACCUCCCGAGCUCCAACGUUACAUCCUAGAGCUUGUUGCCUUGGGCUCCCCUGUGCACGCGCGUGGUCUCUUGUGUGUUGCUUGGCGGGUGAAGGAAUGGGUGGAGCCACUGCUCUACCGGACGCUCGUCGUCGGAUGCCGCCGCGGCCCGGAUCUCCCGCCUUGCGAUUUCGCCACGCUUGCGGCCUUCUCAAACGCCCGGCGAGGCGCGGUUCGUAACCUCCUGAUGUUUGAGAGUCUCGCAAAACUUCCUGCGUCAGAACUCGCAGAUCUCCUCGAGAGUCUCCCCGGGAUCGAAGACCUUUACAUGGCCGACAACGAAUUCGACCGCAAGUGGUCACCGGCCCACCCUAAUCCUGGCACACUGCGGGCUUUCAAUAAUCUAUCACUUCGGCGCCUGCAUUGCCUUCUCGGCGCGACCUUCGAUCUCACAGACCCAACUCUCUUUACUCAACCUGCGUUUGCCAAACUCACGCAUCUGGAGGUGUUCGACCGGCUGUUUUCGUGGGAGGACGACGAAGAUGUCGAUGCGGUCAUCGCCUGCUGGAGCCGGCUGGCGGAGCUCCCGGCUUUAACACACCUCUCCCUCGAAGCAAUCCCCAAGCCACCCUUUUGUGCGCAGAUCCUCCAGACGUUCCCCCACCUCAGGGUAUUCAUCGCCCAUGCGAAUAUGAGCGAGGUUCGCCGCUUUUUCAGACUCGCCGGCCCACACGCAGCCGUGGUGCGGCAAGACCCGCGCUUUAUCGUCCUGCAGAUCGCGCAUUGGCGCGCGGACUGGGAGAACGGCGUGCUGGGCGGGGAGGACUCGUGGGCGAAGGCCGAGCAGGCGGUGGCGGCAGGGUAUAUGGUGCCCGAGAACGAUCGACUGCUGCAGAGGAAGUUCGUCUUGGGGCACGUGGAUGCGCCGGACGAAGAUGAUGACUAG
Messenger RNA from Mycena indigotica, 984 nucleotides. RefSeq lists its product as uncharacterized. The record is from RefSeq and is a predicted model, not a curated record. The transcript has 3 exons. The coding region runs from base 13 to 984 and encodes 323 amino acids. Lineage: Eukaryota; Fungi; Basidiomycota; Agaricomycetes; Agaricales; Mycenaceae.